Messenger RNA from Aspergillus alliaceus, 1635 nucleotides. Its product is annotated as amidohydrolase. NCBI's taxonomy places the organism in Eukaryota, Fungi, Ascomycota, Eurotiomycetes, Eurotiales, Aspergillaceae. Bases 1 to 1635 code for a protein of 544 amino acids. Gene Ontology annotation, molecular function: hydrolase activity, acting on carbon-nitrogen (but not peptide) bonds. The transcript has a single exon. The record is from RefSeq and is a predicted model, not a curated record.
AUGCCUACUCACGCAGACCUGGUGAUCCGCGCCAGCAUAAUCUAUACGCUUGAGGAUAGCUAUCCUCCUCAACGUGCCCUGGCUGUUCGAGACGGCAUUAUCCAUCGGCUCUCGGUUGAUAGAAACGGACUGGAUCACUUGAUCGGACCUAAAACGACCGUUAUUGACCAAGCUGAUGGGGUUGUCCUUCCGUCGUUUGACGACACUCACACACACCUGAUAUAUGCGGGUCUGGGUCAAUUCGAUGUGCCCGUGCAUACUGCGAGAGACUUGUCCGAGCUGUUGGGAUUGAUCCGACAGAGAGCAUUGGUGACCAAGCCUGGCGACUGGAUAUCUACCACCACCAACUGGCAAGAGUUCAACAUCCGCGAGCAACGCCUGCCUACGUUGAAAGAACUGGACGAAGUCAGCCGUAUUCAUCCAAUCAUAGUCCGCCGUGGGGGCCAUAACCUGGUUUUGAACUCAUGUGCAAUGCAACGCGCCGGAAUUACUGCCGAUACCCAGGUACCACCAGGGGGAAAGAUCGGGAAGGAUGAGCAUGGCCAGCUCAACGGAUUGCUUCAAGAUUCGGCGGUCAUCUUAAUAGAUGGUGCUCAACCAUCUCCAAACAAGGACAAGCUAAUCGCUGGUUUGGAUGGUGCUUCCGCCUCAUAUGCCGCGAGAGGCAUUGGAUGCGUCCGUGACUGCUGUGUCUCGCUCGAAGACCUUGCGGCUCUCAAAGCAACACACGACACGGGGAAACUACAUGUUCGCGUGAGAGCGCUCAUAACCGCCAUAGGCUUUUCGGAUGUGAGCCGCGUGGUACAACUGCUCACGGAAAUGGAGAAGUGGCGAUUCUUACAGCAUGAUCCCUGGUUAUCCGUCUGGGGUGUUAAGUUCAUGAUCGAUGGCGGUAUUGAGGCAGCCGCCACAGAUGAAAUGUACCAGAAGACGUGCGACUGCGCAUCUCAAGCCGGAUACCGAGGUAGGCUGCUCUGGGAUCCGGAAAAGCUUGUCGAGGCUAUGGAUGCCGUGGUCCGGCGAGGGUGGAAGAUUGGCACUCAUGCAUAUGGUGAUCGUGCCAUCCGGACCCUUUUGGAUGUCUAUGAACGGGUCUUGAAGCGUCAUCCAAACCUAGCUCCUGGGACAUUGGUUAUGGAGCAUGGAGGACUGGCAACGCCCGCAUUGCGUGAACGAGCGGUUUCGCUAGGAAUUCCAGUAACGAUUCAGCACCCUCUCCUUCACGACGUUGCCGGUAUACAGGAAGUGUAUUGGGGUCCUCAAAGAGUAUCCCAUGUCUUCCCCGUUCGCGAAUGGCUGGACCUGGGGGCCCUUGUGUCAGCCGGAUCGGAUUUCCCUGUUGGGGCAUAUGGCGCCAUGCAUUCUGUCUGGGGUAUGACAACUCGACAGACGGUUGUCGGGGUGAAAGGACCGGAGCAUGCAAUCAGUGUUGGAGAGUCAAUCGCCCUACAUACAACCCUGGCUGCAAGGACCCUACAGGAAUCUGAUGUGCGAGGAAGUCUGAAACCUGGACGGUACGCAGACAUGACCAUCUGGCAUUUUGACCCGUUCAAGAUAGGCGACAUCCACGAGCUGCGUGAUGUGAGCCCAUUAUACACCAUCAUUGGAGGGAAAAUUAGCCACCCGUAUGUUUAG